This is a messenger RNA of Aricia agestis (brown argus), 990 nucleotides long. It is a transcript of the gene CPH22, whose product is annotated as proline-rich receptor-like protein kinase PERK2. The coding region runs from base 1 to 990 and encodes 329 amino acids. The transcript has 2 exons. The record is from RefSeq and is a predicted model, not a curated record. Lineage: Eukaryota; Metazoa; Arthropoda; Insecta; Lepidoptera; Lycaenidae.
AUGAUAGUGCCGGUUCUUCUACUCUCGGCAGCAUGCGGAGUCCUAGGCUCUGGAGUCCACCAUGAAUUACCAGUUGGAGCCGCCCCCGUCGUCACGGCUUCCAGCUCACAGUACUUCGAGAGGACAUACAACCGACUGGUAGCACCACCGCUGGGAGUGGUACCGGUAGCUCCUCCGCCGCCAUUACAAGUCGUACCUGUAGCCCCGCCUCCACCGCUACAAGUUUUCCCCGUAGCUCAGGCACCACCGCAAGUAGUACCAGUCGCACCAGCACCGCCAGUGGUGGUAGAAGCUACCAGAACCACGGCAGUGCCAGCGAACCCCACGAAUGCACCGCUACCAGCUGAUCCUAAUAUUGCUAUAGCCAUCGCAACCGCACACGCUGCCGCCCCUGUUGCUACGUUCCUCCUACCGCCCUUUCCGUUCGGUUUCCCACCAGGCUUCGGGCUAGCUCAACCACCUGACACCAACUUCAACACGGAUUCGACCACACCAACUUCAACCACGAUCCAAACGACGACAGAGCAGGAGCAGGAAUCAACAACCGCUCUACCCUCGAACAUCGACAACAGCUUCGCUCAAGCGUUACCUUCCAACGAGAACGUCAAUUUCAAGCACUACGGUCUCCCCCUACCGCCACCACGUCAGAAGCCCCAAAAACUGAAAACCAGCGUUGAGGUAGUUCCUGUCCCAUUGGCGUAUAUUGCUCCACCUCCGUUGGAUCUCCACCAUCAUCAUCAUCACCACCAUGGCCACCAUCACCUAGCCCUGAAAGCGGUUCCUCACGUUCACACUUACAUACCAAAGACGGCUAAGAUAAUAAUAAGACCAGUUUCGUACAGAACACGAGUUGUGAGAGUGCCGGCCUCCACGCAAGCUUCUAGAAAGGUACAAAGAAAUCCACAAAAUAUCAGGAGCAGAUCGAGAGAUGUGGAAGAGACCACUAUAAGGCCAAUAAGCAGGCCUGCGUCGAAGCCGCCGCGACUGUAA